CUGUAAAUAACCUUGUUUACACCAAGCCGCGUCUGUGAAUCUAACUCCACCCUCAGCACUUCACUGACUAACGAUCAGGGUUCAGUCGAUGCGAGGAGUCGUCGCAAUGGAGUGUUGCACCGGACUGGUAUCGCUCCUUGUCACCGCGUUCUCUCUCUGCUCUGUCGCGGGAAGCCAGACAGGCUCACAGGGCUUGAUGUAUUUCUACUUCCAAUCCUUCAGCGCUCCUGAACUGCCAGCCUUCUUCAGGAUUGUGAUGUUGGAUGACUUGCAGAUUGACUACUACAACAGCACCCUCCACGAGGUAGAAGUCAAGCACCAGUGGAUCGCAGAUGCCUUAUUGACUGACUACCAGAAAGAACAGAAAGAAGUAACUGACAGGCUUCAUGAGUUCAUCAUGACACAUCUGCAGCAAUUGUCCUCAAUCGUUAACAUCAGCUACAUACAGGGAAUCUUGGGCUGUACAGCGUCUGGAAAUACGGACAAUGUGAUUCUAAAAAUCAACAUCCCAGAUUUUCUAACGGUCAGCCUUGAUAUCAGCGUAAAUUCAAAUCUCCAAGGAUUAAUCAAAGCUGGAAUGAACCAACUCAAUUUCACUGAAGGGCCUGACUUGAAGUACAGCAUUCAGUACUUAAAAAGAGCUGUUCAGCUUGGAAAAGAAGCAUCUGAAAGGCAAGUUGCUCCAGAGGCUCAAGUGUUGACAAGGAGGCCAACAGCUACUGCAGGCGAGAGUCUCUCAUGCAUCAUCACUCCAUUCUACCCCCGUGCUAUCAAGGCCACGUGGUUGAAGAAUGGGCAGGUUGUUUCUGAGGGCUACAAGGUGACUGUGCUACCGAACUACAAUGAUACAUACUGGAUGGAACUAGUCAUUGAGCUGCAGGGCAACAACCCAAACAUCUAUGCCUGUCGCGUCGAGCACAGCAGCCUGACACAGGCACUGGUGUUGAAGGGAGGAGUUGGUGAGCCCCAUUGUGCAGGUCCCAUGUUGGGGAUGAUGACUGUGUUUGCGAUAAUCUUUGGAGUGAUGUAGAGGUGCAGCAAGGAGAGAACCAAGGUAUCACUGGAGGUGAGCAUUUGGCUCUAAUUCAACCACAGUUCUGACCACGGGGUGGAGCUUCAAACAGGUUUUGUGAUGAGUGACUGCACACCUCAACAAGCUUAGUCACAAUCAAUCAGAUUUAAUAUCACUGGCAUAGGUCUUGAGAUUUGUUAACUUCACAGCAGCAAGUCAAUGAAACUAACAAUAAACACCAAGGAAAAAGCUGAGUUACAUAAAGUAUAUAUAUGACUAUUGAGUUAACAUAAGUAGUGCAAAAUUACAGAAAUUAAAACAGUAUUGAAGUAGUGUUCAUGGGUUCAAUGUCCAUUUAGAAAUUGGUUGGCAGAGGGGAAGAAGCUGUGCCUUCAGGAUUCUGUACCUCCUUCCUGAUGGCUCCAGUGUAAGGUGGCAUGUCCUGAGCAGUGGUAGAUAUAGCCUUCCUAAGGCAUCACUCCUUGAAGAUGUUUUGGAUACUAUGGAGGCUGGUACCCCUGAUAGAUCUGACUAAUUUUACAAGUUGUGGAGUAGUCCCUCAUAACAGAUGUUGUUGCAGCCAGUCAGAAUGCUCUCCAUUGUACAUUUGUAGAAGUUUUCGAGUGUUUUAGUAGAACAACAAAAUCUCCUCAACCUCCUAAUGAAAUAUAGCCACUGUCAUGGAUUCUUUAUAGCUGCAUCAAUAUGUUGCGUCCAUGCUAGGUCCUCAGAGAUGUUGACACCCAGGAACUUGAAAUUGCUCAUUCUCUCCACUUCUGAUCCCUCUAUGAGGAUAGGUUUAGUGUUACUUCCACUGUGGGAUCUUGUUGGCUGAAUCUUCUGCUGCUUUAAUGAACUCCCAUUUAGCUAUGUUUUAACUUUUUCUUACAUCUGAGAAAGUAUUCAAGUUUCAGUGUUGCAGUGAACUGUAAGGUCUGUAAGGUCCCACUUGAGUUGAGUUCCUCCUUCCAGUCCUAAUUCCACCACAAAUGCCAAAUGUCAAAUCAUUGCUCUGAAGUAUGAAUGCUUGUUUUGAACACUGGACACCCAAGAGUAAUUCUUUUCUUCAUGGGAGAUUGGCAGGGUCCAAAAUUUAGUUUAUAGUAUGAGCAGAAACUCUGGAAUUUUUUGGCAAUUUGGAGAAUGAGUGACUACAAAAUAUGAGGAUUACACAAUGGAAUAAACAUGGUUACUUUCCCUGUUGUCUAGUUGGGCAAACUCAUAUUGUUUUUUCUGGAGCAUUGGAGGUUGAGGGCAGACCUGGUAGAGAUAUAUAUAAUCCUGAGCCACGCAGAGAUGGGAUAGUCAGUUUUUUCCAGACUAGAAAUGUCAAAUAUUAAGUGCACCGCUCUCUGUGUAUUUAAAAAAAAAACAAACAAAAAAAAAACAACAAACAAAAAAAACAACUUACCUCCUGACUUCUCACUUAUAAUCAUCUUGAAAUUGUUCCCCCUCAUAUUAGCCAUUUCCACCAUGGGGAAAAGCUCUGGCUAUCCACUCAACCUAUUUUCCUUAUGCCUUUUAUCAUCCUGUACAUCUCUAUUAAGUUACCUCUCAUCCUCAUUUGCUCCAAAGAGAAAAGCCCUAGCUCACUGAACCUAUCCUCAUAAGACGUACUCACUAAUCCAGGCAGCAUCCUGGUAAAUCCCCACUACAACCUCUCCACUCACCCUUGGAGAGUUAGAUAGAGCUCUCAUAGAUAGCGGGGUCAAGGGAUAUGGGGAGAGGGCAGGAAUGGGGUACUGAUUGUGCAUGAUCAGCCAUGAUCACAGUGAAUGGUGCUGGCUAGAAGGGCCGAAUGGCCCACCCUUGCAUCUACUGUCUAUUGUCUAUUGUGACCAUCAUCCUGUAGCACUUACAUCCACUGUGAUGAUGUGCUUUGAGAGGUUGGUGAUAAAACAUAUCAACUCAUGCCUUAGAAGCCACUUGGAUCCAUUCCAAUUUGCAUAUUGUCACAACAGGUGCCAUUUCAUUGGCUCUUCACUCAACUUUGGAACAUCAGGACUGCAAAGAUGCAUAUAUCACAAUAGUCUUUAUAGACUACUGUACAGCUAGGCAUUUAAUAAUAUCACUUCCUCCAAAGUAAUCAAUAAGCUUCAGGACCUUGGCCUUAAUAUCUCUGUGUGCAAUUGGAUUCUCAAUGUCCUCGCAUGUUAUCACCAGUCAGUUUAGGUUGGCAGCAACAUGUCCAUCAGCACAGAAACACCACAACGCUAUGUGCUUUGCACCCUGCUGUACUUGCUUUAUACUUUUGACUGUGAGGCUAUGCACACUCUAAUGCCAUAUGUAAGUUUGAUGAUGACACAGUUGUUGGCCGAAUUAAAGGUGGUGAUGAAUCAACAUAUAGGAGGCAGAUUGAAAAUCUGGCAGAGUGGUGCCACAGCAACAACUUCUCACUCAAUGUCAGCAUGAUCACGGGGCUGAUUAUUGACUUCAGGAGGAAGAAACAAGAGGUCUAUGAGUCAGUUCUCAUUGGGGGAUAAAAGCUGGAGAGGGUUAGUGACUUUAAAUUGCUCUAUGUUAUCAUUUCAGAUUAUCUGUCCUGGGCCUAGCCAUAAGUGCCAUUAUGAAGAAAGCACAGCAGUGCUUCUACUUCCUUAAUUUUGCAAAAAUUCGGCAUGAAAUAUAAAACCUUGAUAAACAUUUAUAGAUGGAUGGUAGAGAGUAUAUUGUCUGGCUGCAUCACAGCUUUUUUGAACAGAUUUUUGGUUAGAUAAUUCUAUUGAGUUUCUUGGAUUCAGUGUAUGCCCAAUAGAAAUCCAAACUCAGGGUUGUAUAUGGUAACAUAUACAUACUCUGAUAAUAUCUUUACUUUGAACAGAAAUGGGAAAGCGAGCACUCUCUCUCUCUAUCCUUGUUUUACAGUGGUUGGCACCCAGCUUAGUGGCGCACUACCGCCACCUUCUGCUCCGGAAUGUGCAAUAGUCUCACAUUCUAAAUCCCUUCACCCAAUCCCACAAACACAUACCCUAACCUACACUUUAUCCUCCCAUCUUUAGCCAUCCUAGUACCCCAUUCCUGUUUAUCCAUCAUAUCCUAUAAAAAAACAAAAACCCCUGUACCCCUUAAGAAAGCUAAAAAUACCCUAAACUGUGCUCUCUCAUCCAUUGUCAGCAACCCUUUUAUUGUGAAUUCCUGCUCCCCCAAUUCCCUUAGAUUAAUUCUCAUCAUCUCUCUCUGUAUCCCAUACUUGCUGCAACUUAGAACUACAUAUUCUACUGACUCCUCUUCCUGACAUUCCUCACACAGUCCUGUCUGGUGUUUCCCUAUCAAUUACAAUGUUUGGUUUAGUGCACAGUGCCCCAACCUUAACCUAGUCCACACAAUUUCCUCUCUUCUGUAUCUACUACCUACCAUAGUACCUGCAAAACUUUUUUGUAUUUGAUAUAAAUGCCUCCCUUUCCCCUCCUUGUCCCAUCUUUCUUGCCACAUUUGGUUGAUUUUUCCCCAGAUAACACACUUAACCUCUGCUUUACUGAUACUAAUGUGCAUUUCUAUAUUUUCUUUCUUUAACACCCUCUUUGCCAACUCAUCCACCCUCUCAUUCCCCUUCACCCCUCCAUGAGCUGGAACCCAUAGCAGAUUAACCGGACCUCUCUGAUUUGCAACUCUUGUGACUGACUGAAGGACUUCAUGAAGUACAUCUUGCCGGCUGUUUGAGUGAGAAGACCUUAAUCUUGCUAGAACUGAGGAUGAAUCUGAGCAUAUCAAUGCUUUGACUAGUCUAGCUUUCUCCACCCAAUGCAACGGAACCAACACUGCUAGCAUCUCCACUGCAUACACCAUUAACUUAUCAGAUGUUCUUUUGCUGAUUGCAAUUUCUUUUGCUGCUAUAGCCACCACAAACCCUGUCACUCCUGUUUCAGGUUCCUUAGCCCCAUCUUGAAGUGCCUGCAUGCAUGGUCAGGCUCUGACUACAUUGGUUAAAGCCAGAUCACUAGAUUCAGCUCACAAACUCAACCAUGAAUCUCAGCUCUAAAGUGAUGGAAGUCCUAAAAUUGUUUUAAAAAUUACAGGAAACCUUCAGACAAAUUGAAAUUUCGUUAGUUAGUUCAUUCAUGUUUGUCCAAAAAUUGGGUGUUCAUACUCCAGGGCGGAGCUAUACAAGGUAAGAUUUUGAUUAAUCUGAUAUAUCAGCAUCUGGGUCACAUAUAACAUAUCCCCUGCUCCCUGAACCUCACUGUUGCCUCAAUUCCCAUAGUUCGAGGAGACUCACUUGGGUCUCUACUUCUGUUUUCCCAAUAAAAUGUCUAUUUUCUGUGUUCCCUUCAAACUCACCCGUUAUUCUCUACUGAAUUCACAGGGUCCCCGGAACACUACCGGAGUUCCUGUUCUCGGCCUCCCCCAGAAACUUGUUAGUGUCCCGGAUACCACGCUCCCUGUAAAUUGACCAGGCUCCUGAUGCCGUCCACUCUUCCGGAAUCACGGGAAAAUUUAUCAUAACAUUGCGUAAGAUCUUUAAAAGAGGUAACUACACACUGGGAUAUUAAAUUGGGUUACAUUCAGUACUCGUGAAAAUCUGAUUGUCUGGUUCCUCUGAAGUCUUGAGCGUGCUGGGAUAUCGGAGCUUCACAGGACUUACUAUGGAGGGAAUGCGGUGGAGAUUCACCUGGGUCCUGGCCUCUGGAGUUCCUUCAGCACUUCGCUUGUGCUGCUGGAAUUCUUGGGGGUUCUUUCUUAUGUUCGCGGAACAGGCACUCCCCAGUUACAAACGCUCGACUUAUGGACACUUAAAGACACUCGUGCAAUCGAGCAUUUUCCAGACCGGGGUGUAUUGGGGCUUAUACGGAGCUGCGGGCACCUUCUGCCGGGAGGAUACGGGGCAUCUACCGUGCCUGCUCGCUCCCCACCCAAAGUUGCACUAAUUGGGUUCUGGGUGGAGCUGAGGAGACUCGCUCCUUCGCUCACUGAGUCAAAUAGGCCAGCUGAUGGACGCACUUUAUAUUUAAACCAAGGUUUAUAUAUACCAUUACAAUAUCACAAGAAUACAAUAUUAUACGUUUUACAGGACAAACACACUAUUUACAAUUUCAUAUUAUAAUACGGUCGUCACUCUCCACGAUAAGCAGAAGAAGAAGUCACUGUCCAAACGCACUUGAGCCCCUGAGGUGCCCGUCGGUCCCUGAAAAAGCCAUGGACACUUAGACGCCUUCUCCAGGGACACCAGGCAUGGAAGUAGCCCUCUGGCGGCCGCUGUUCCCGUGUCUACAUCGUUCUCCCGUCUCUCCUGUUCCCGCAAUCCUUUCCCACACACAAAGGAAUUCGGGUGAUGGCCAGUUCACAGGACCCGGGAACGACCUGCAUAUUGAAACCUUCAUAUGUUCUGGUGUUUUCUGGUGGGGUUCGAUCCGCAGGUUCUCAGGAUUAUUUGCAUUGGUACCUCACCAGCCUCUUAACUCGUUUGUAAGAACUAUUACAUAAUAUGAGAAUACAUUUUGCCAUGAACCAGCCAAGCAGAAAGGGUGCGCAGGAAACGGGUUUCAGUGAUGGACCGGAAGAAGCAGGGCUUCAGUGAGUGAGAGGGAGCCCGGCAAACAUUAACUGCUGAGCUGGAUACUGAACCUUUGUGAUCGCUGCAAAGCCAGUCAGUUGAUUAUUGGAUUGUUACUUUAUUGUCCUUGUAACAGUGCGGACGUCCAUCAGUUAGUUCCUUAAGGUUGCUAUCGCCGGGGUGGCAAUGGGGAUACGCUGCCACUGUCUAAUGGGGUGCGACUCAAAUAGCCUGACAACCCAGUCCAGUUCCUGAUCUUCCUGUGUGGUUCAGCUACCUCGCCCAGCGGAACUGUUUCUACUGACAGGAGAAAGACCAAAGCUGGGUUACCGUACUGUCACUUUAAAACCAGUCACCUCAGGCAGAUGCGGCUCGCCAGCCCUGCUUGGCAAUUGAUCUAGGAGAAGGAAAACUCUGAUCUCAAACCUCUGAUGCCUUGCAGCUAUACCCACUCAUGGGGAAGGCUUUGGGAGUAAACCCUGAGGGAAAAAUCUGGAGCUGCAGUCCGUACAUUGAGUUUAUCGCUGACUGGCAAAUCCCGCGACUCAGCUGGUGCCAAAGUGUAUCGGUCUCUGCUGUUCCUCUCGGUUCAUCAGAUGCCCGGAGAGAGAGAGAGAGAGAGAGCUUGCUACAUGGGCAACAGCUCGUUCUCCACAUUGUAUUGCCCAGGCUUGCGUAUCUGGACAGCUAGGAUGCCACAUCCAUGGUCAACGCUGACCGACAGAAGCCUCAACAAGCCCAUCAGUGCCGAUCGCUUCACUCUGCAGUGCUCUCUCAGUAUUGUCUCCGACCACUGCUGAAGUCACUAAAUACCGCUGCUCUGACAGCGCAGAGCUCCCGCAGCACUUCUCUUCAGUAUUCUGUACCGAGCAGGAAAAUCUCUGACAGACUCGAGCUACUCAGGGAUAUCAUCGACUAAGUGCAGAAGAGAGGGUUGGAUGUCUCCCAUGUCAGGUCGGACAUGGAAGAGGCCUUCGCCAUGACACGCCACACAUACAUUAUGGGGUGACUCUAAAAAUGGGGUUUGCUAAAGCUGCAAUAUGGUGCCGGUGAAUCAUGGCGACAUUCUGUGUGCUAUGUACAAUACUUCCAAAUAUAUCUCUUUUGAAUUACUCUCACUGCAAUC
This is a messenger RNA of Hypanus sabinus (Atlantic stingray), 7629 nucleotides long. Its product is annotated as major histocompatibility complex class I-related gene protein-like. NCBI's taxonomy places the organism in Eukaryota, Metazoa, Chordata, Chondrichthyes, Myliobatiformes, Dasyatidae. The record is from RefSeq and is a predicted model, not a curated record. The transcript has 6 exons. Bases 89 to 1030 code for a protein of 313 amino acids.